This is a messenger RNA of Paramuricea clavata, 11405 nucleotides long. The record is from the annotation of a GenBank genome assembly. NCBI's taxonomy places the organism in Eukaryota, Metazoa, Cnidaria, Anthozoa, Malacalcyonacea, Plexauridae.
CAUAUAAAACACAUCAGAGGGAAACAAGGGAACUGGAACCUAAGUACGUCCCUGAAACUGUAGAAGUAACUAGGAAAGCUGAUGAGCCCAAGUUAGAUUCACUUGAAUGAUACAUUAAACAUACCAUAUAUUAUAGCAAGAUGAGUAAAGAAUCAAAGAUGACUAUGGAAGUGUACAACGCAGUGUUACUUACAGCAGGAGCAGUUGGUAUAUCAAUGGCAUCAAAGAAACUAUUGAAAGAACCAUUAGGUACCCCAGAAAAUGUAAAAGGAAUGGCGAAGUUAGCUGUCUCAGUUAGUCUUUCAUCUCUACUGGUCUCUUACUUGAAAGAAAAGAAGUAUCUACCAGAUGAUCCAUUCAAAACCUAGGUAAGACUAUAUAAUGGCGGGAGCAGUAGCAGGAGGACUUUUUAAUGCAUUUGCAGGAGCAGGAUACCUAUUUAAAAUGUUUGACAACAAUGGAUAUGCUAAGGAAGCUCAUAGACAUAACCUUGCAAUGGAGAACCUAACAGCUGAAAGAGAGAAGUACCUUGAGGAAGUCACUGAUAGAAGAAAUAGAAUUGCCCAACUGAAGUCAGAACUAGCUGAGGCAAAUAAGGAUAUUAAUUCAACGAACAAGUCGCUGGAACUCGUUAGAAGAAUCAAUGAGUUAACACAUAAGCCCAUGCCAAGAAUGCCACAAUUAAGUAAUCACUACAAACCUAGCUCUGAAAUGGAAGAAUAUAUGGCAAUCUUUGGUUUAAUUACAGGUGGGGUGGUUGGAAGGGCAGCUUAUUUAAUGCUAUAAAAAAUGCCACAAAAAUUUUCACAUAUAUAGUAUAGGGAAAUGGAAUGGUUACAGAUGGCAACACCUGAGGAGAUAGCACAUGUAGGUAAAAGGGUAAAUACACUGGAAGAGUUAGAGGCUGCUGUGAGGAAGCACGCAGAGAGCAGAAUAAAGAGAGAACACACAUAUGAUCCAAUAUGUAGUGAAUGUGGGAGUAAGUCUAUAGUAAUGAUAGAUGGAGCAGAUACAUGCACACAGUGUGGUGCUAGUGAUAUGAAUAACUUCACAUACUACGUUAGUUACAACUACAACAAGGACGACUACCUGAAAAAGAAGUCUUGUCAUAAUAGAGUCCGUUGGUUUGAGAGACACUUAUUCGAACAUGUUGCUUCUAGGGAUAGGGACAUAUAAGGGAGCAGUUUAGAAGCAUAGUAAGAUGUAUACAAAGACUUAGACUGCAAAGGGGGCGCAACAUAGUUAGAUACAAGUUUUACCUACUGAGGAUAGCCAGCAUGAACGGCAUCACCUUGAGGAACCCUCCCGAGGACAUCAAGACUCAAAAAAUUGUGGACAUCCUUGAGGAUAGGUUGUAUGGGAAAGUUUUUGUUGAGCUUGGAUGGAAACCUGAGAAUUGUAAAUAUUAUAAUAACUGGAAAAUAAAAUUAAAUGGUUAAUUAAAAUAAUAAAAUUAAAUGUUUAAUUAAAAAUAAUUACUAAUUAAUAUUUAAUUAAAUAUUAAAAAUAAUAAAAUUAAUUUUAAUGAAAUAAAUAAAUUGGAGUAUUUAAUUGGUAGUAAAUUAUUAAUUAAAUACUCCAAUUUUUUUUUACACAUAUAGUAUAUAGGAACAGUUGAAAAAUAUGGCGAGUUAUUUUGAUAUGAACGAAUUCAGCGUAGAACAACUUAUGGCUCUCAAUAGUAUCAUAGAUAGUGAUGAUGAUAUGGAAACGAGGGUGGAGAACAUCAUGGCUGACAAAAACUACAGGAUUGCACCUGAUGACAAGGGCAAAAGUCCCUUUGAAGGAGAAAGACAAUUCAUAGACGAAAGACGAAGCAGACCGUUCAACUGAUCCAAAGAAACCUAGACGUCUUCCCUUAAACUAUAAGGGAAGAAGAGGAAUUAUGCCUACAUGGAAAUACUCUGACAGGCAAAAGGCAAAGGCCUUACUUGUUGAGGAGGCAUACCAAAGUUUACUGUCUAAGGGUGUUCAAGGAUUACCACCAGCGAUGGGAGGUAGAUGGCGCACGGAUGAUCCUCAAGUAAAUGAGGAAAUCAAGAGGAUUGAAAAUGAAAGGAACCCUAAGAUCAAGCGUCCUAGAGGUAGACCACCAAAGGUAAAGUCUGAUGCUGAAGUGAAGAUUCCUAAAAAGAGAGGUAGACCACCAAAGGCAAAGUUCGAUGCUGAAGUGAAGAUUCCUAAAAAGAGAGGUAGACCACCAAAGGCAAAGUCCGACGUCAAGGCCAAAAGGCAAACUGUAGCAGAAAGAUUCCUGAGCCAGAGGAAGGUAAAACUCUCAGUACCUGCAGAUAGUGUCAUAACUCCAACAGGUCCAGGUAAGUUCACAAUUCACGUGGAUCUUAAUAAGAGACCUGUGAGGAAAGCUCCUGAGGUGCCUAAGGGUGUAGCUCCAUGGAGACCUGUACCUAAGCCUAGAACGGUACUUCCCAGGGAAAGACCUGUACCGAAACCUAGGACUAAGCUUCCUAGGGAAAGACCUGUACCAAAACCCAGGACCAGGAAACUAGUGUCUCCUCCUAAGUUACGUAAGCCUGUAAGAGUGUCGAGGGAAGUUAAGGAGCAGCCUAUAGUGGUUACACCAGAGGAACAUGAAAUAGAUCCAUUUGGAACAGACCUCGAAAAGCCAUUCCACAGGAAAAUCGAAACAGCCGCAAAUGGAGCCGCUGUGACUUACUCGAUAACUCCUCAUUAUAUGGACCCUCUGGACCAGAUGACUGCAAGUAGACAGGUAGUGAGAGGAAUACUUGUGAAUGAGUUGAAGAGAAUGGGUGGGUUAAAGUACACGGAGACUAUAAAGGUGAGAAUGUCAAAGGAAAUUGGCGACAGUAAAACCAAGAAGGACUCGGUCUACUUCAAAUCUAAAACUGGCACUGCAACUAACUUCGAGGAUAUUGAAAGUACUGCUGCUCAAAAUCAACUAACAAUAUUGUCUAGAAUUGAAACAUUCCAAAACUUAGGUUCAAAUUGGAUUAUACUCAAUAUUGAGAGUCACUACGUAAACAUUGCAAUGUACAAACCGUUGAAGGGAAGUUCGUAUAUAAAACUUCCAGUGGACAUUAGUAAUCCAAAGUGUGGGCUAAUCAAUAUGAAGAACAAUGACAACCUAUGUUUCCUGUGGAGUCAUGUAAGACAUCUGAGACCAAAAGUCAGGAGAGCAACCACUAUCACACAAAAAGACAGGGAUUUCAUACCGAACCUGGACUACAAGGGUAUUGACUUCCCUGUGAAGAUAAGUGACAUCAACAAAAUUGAGAGGAAAAACAGUAUAAACAUAUCCGUGUUUGGUUACAGUGGUAAGAAACAGUUCUACCCCAUAAGAAACUCCAAGGCUAAAUAUGACGAGCAUAUGGAGCUUCUACUACUAGGUGAUAGCGAAGGUAACAAUCAUUAUGUUCUCAUAAAGGAUAUUAAUAGAAUGUUGCACAGCGUAAGUAAACACGAACAUAAACAACACUUCUGCUUACACUGUCUUCAUAGUUGUGUGAGUAAAGAGGCACUGGAGAAGCAUAAGGAGACAUGUCUGGAGGUAAAUGGAACUCAGGCUGUAAAGCUUCCCAAGGAAGGGACAAAAAUCAAGUUCAAAAAUCAUAGGAACUCAAUGCCUGUGCCGUUUGUGAUAUACGCUGAUUUUGAGUCCAUACUAGUACCAGAGGAGAGAAAAGUGGAGUUAGAAAACCCUGAGGACAAAAGUAGUACAGACCUUUACCAGACACACAAGGCUUGUAGUUUUGGUUUGAAGACUGUCUGCCACUAUGAUGAUAAGUACUCCGGUGAGUAUAAGAGUUACGUUGGAGAGGAUGCUGCAUUGGUAUUCCUAAAGACUGUAUUGAAAGAGUCCUUCAGAUGUAGAGAGAUGGUCAACAAUAUAUUCAAGAAAAAGAUGGUAAUUACACCCAAACAGGAAUUCGAAUUUCAAGCUGCAAGAAACUGCUCAAUAUGUGGUAACGAUCUUGGUGAGGAUAGAGUAAGAGACCAUGAUCAUGUAACUGGACUGUAUCGUGGAGCCGCUCACAAUAUAUGUAAUCUGAAAUACAGAAUUACAUGGAAAGUACCUGUUGUCUUCCACAACCUGAGAGGUUACGAUAGUCAUCUGAUUAUGCAGGAAAUUGGUAAGUUCAAGAUGGACGUCAACGUGAUUCCAAAUAAUAUGAAAAAAUACAUCUCAUUCUCACUGGGUAAAAAUCUUGUCUUCAUAGACUCUAUACAGUUCAUGGCUUCUUCAUUGGAAGCACUGGUGAGUAACCUUUUACCUGAGGACUUUAGGAUAGUAGGUGAGAGGUGGAAAGGUGAGGACUUCAACCUAGUGACACAAAAAGGAGUGUUCCCAUAUGAGUUCCUCGAUGAUAUCAGCAAACUUGAUACCGAAGGUCUACCGAGUAAGGAUAAGUUCUACUCAUCACUGUACGAGUCAGAGGUGAAGGAAGAAGAUUACCAGAGAGCUCAGAAAGUAUGGGAUCACUUCAAGAUGAAAACCAUGAGAGACUACCACGAUCUCUACCUGGAGACUGACGUUCUCCUGUUGGCUGAUGUGUUUGAAAACUUUAGGAGAACAUGCUUGGAAAAUUACGAACUUGACCCUGCACAUUACAUGUCAGCACCUAGUCUAAGUUGGGACGCUUUUCUAAAACAGUCAGGUGAAGAAAUAGAGCUUGUAAGUGAUAUGGAUAUGUUUCAGUUCUUCGAGAAGGGUAUGAGAGGUGGUACAAGUUAUAUUGCUCACAGACACUCCACAGCUAAUAAUAAGUACAUGGAGACGUACGAUAAGUCAUCUGAGAACAAGUACUUAAUGUACCUCGAUGCUAAUAAUUUAUAUGGCUGGGCAAUGUCACAACCACUACCUAACGGAGAGUUUGAGUGGGUUGAGGAAGUUGAUGGUAUGAAUCUGGAUGAUUACCUAGAGGACAGCGAAAGAGGGAUGGUUCUAGAGGUCGACCUGGAAUAUCCACAAGAACUUCACGAUCUACAUAACGGUUAUCCUCUAGCACCGGAGAGUAAGGAAAUCAGUGCUUCUAUGUUGUCAGAUUAUCUAAAAAGUAUUGCUGAGAAAUUCCAACUGAAAAUUGGAGGAGUAAGAAAACUAGUAACUUCACUUGGUCCAAGGAAAAAUUACGUCUUACAUAUACGUAAUCUGAAACUGUACACAGACCUUGGGAUGAAACUCACAAAGGUCCACAGAGCAGUUACAUUCAAACAGUCUCCCUGGCUUAAAAACUAUAUGGACUUCAAUACGAAGAAAAGGUCUGCGGCUCGUAACACGUUCGAAAAGAACUUCUUCAAGUUGAUGAAUAAUUCGAUCUACGGAAAGACUAUGGAAAAUCUUAGGAAAAGGGUUGAUGUUAAAUUAGUGUCCUCCGAAGAUGACCUCCUAAAACUGACAUCAUCACCGUGCUUCCAGUCACAUAGAAUUAUGAAUGAGAACCUUAUAGUGGUAAAGCGAAUGAAAGAAGUUCUAACGCUAAAUAAGCCGUGUUAUGUAGGAAUGAGCAUCCUAGACUUAUCCAAGACUUUAAUGUAUGAUUUCCACUACAACACCAUCAAGAAGGAGUACGGUGACAGGUCAAGGCUACUGUUCACUGAUACCGACAGUCUAAUGUAUGAACUGAAGACGGAUGAUGUUUACGAGGACUUCAAGAGAAUAGGUGAAGAGAAAAACUGCUGGGAUAAUUCAGAUUACCCAAAAGAUUCUCCGUACUACUCAGCUCAUAAUAAGAAGGUCAUAGGUAAGUUUAAGGAUGAGGCUGAGGGAGUACCCGUAAUUGAGUUUGUCGGGUUGAGGUCAAAGAUGUACUCCUAUGUAAAGGAAAACGGUGGAGGUGGAAUGACUGCCAAAGGAGUUAAAAAGUAUGUCAUCAGAAACAAGCUCACUCACGAGAACUUCAAGAAUGUAAUAAAUACGAAAUGUAGGAUGAGACACAAUAUGAACACAAUCAGAAGUGUGAAACAUAAAAUUGGAACCUACGAAUUGAAGAAGAUCACUCUUAGUUGUUUCGACGAUAAAAGAUACCUACUUGAGGAUGGAGUUACAAGUUACGCUUACGGACACCACGCAACUGGAAGAGUAGAGCCUGAAACUAUCAGUGUACCAGUAAUAGUGGAGGAGUAUAUCCCCAGACCACCACCUAAGGUUGUGAUUCCAGCUAAGAGGUGGAAGUUCAAGAAACUCCAACCGCUAAGAAAAAUUGUACCAGAAAUUAAUCACAUAAGAAACAACCUGGAUAUCCUACCUGGGGAAUCUAAGGAGGACCUGAAAGUUCUAAUGGGUCUAAAAGCACGAUCGUUGGGUGUGUCACUUGUGAGGAGCAGUGCGGAGGGUGGACGUGGCGUAGUAAUUGUUGGGUACUAAAAAUCUGUAAAGUCCCGAGGAAUAAAUUAAGUAUAUAAAUCUAAAAUUAAUUCGGUUAAAAACUGGUGGUCUAGAAAGUUCACGAAAACGCGAACGAAAAACUAGUGGUCUAGAACCGGCAGUUCCUAUACUACUAGUAUGGCAAACUGAUGAUCCCUGUUGACUGUAUGUAAUUGUAUAUUCAUCAUGUUUAAUAUGAAUAAAAUUAUUACCUGAAAUGCAGAAAAUCGUGUUUAGGAGGCCUGAGUAUAAAAAUGUUCUUGUGGUUCAUGCCUUAAGGCCUGUAGAUGAGCUCCCCCCCCCUUGUUAAAAAAUUAUGACAACACCACUGACACAUAAACGCAUGACAACCGUCUUAUCAGCCUCAACACACGAUUCCAUUUCGUGAGUAAAACAUUGCUAGGGCUACUAUGGCAAACAAAUCGAAAUAUUCUACUUUCGCCACACAUGAUUUCUUUCGAGCGACAUUACACCAAGUACUUCGAUCUCCUGUACUGAAUUCUAUACUCGCGAUAACAUGUUGAGAAGAUCAACCAUAGAUAUCAACCUUCGUUAUAGCCUUCAAUUUCAGAUUAAGCAAAAGCCAUUACACGUCUUCCUCUGCAUCUUACCGUUGCUGGUGAUAUUGUUACUAGCGUUUCCACCUCAUGCGAGACGGACGUGCUUUUAGAGCUCUGUUAAAUUGAUUUUAAGAACUUAAGAGUCCGUCUCUGUAAUUUCCGACCACUCGAUACUGGUUCAAAAAUAAACCCAGCCUUAAACUUUGUGUGUGGAUUAAGAAACCCUUGCUUAUCAUCAAUACAAAAGGGGUUUGUUUCAAAUUUCAAAAGAUUUCGAUAUUUGGGCAAUUUUACGUGUGUACGUCGAAGCACGAAAUUAGCAUCGCUGCAACACACAAAAAUUAGUCAUCUUUGUCACGUUCUCGCGCUCUCAAAAAUGAUUCAAUCCGAGAUAUACUCUGCAGGCCUGCAGUUUAUUACACUAGCUCAGCAUUUAUGAACUCAAACUUUGGAUGUCUUAAAACAACUUGGAGAUAGUGCCGACUAUAAAUACGCGGCUAAUCGACCGGGUGAAAAAGGAGCAUUUCUAAAUAUAUAUUUUCUCCAUACUGGCACAACUCUACUUAUCAAGAGUUGUACACGCUUAAUAAUUACGAAUAACAGCACUAGUUUCCGUAAAACAUCCAUGGCUAUCAUCACUGGGACAAAAUAAAACAAAUUUGAAAUGUGGGGAUUUUACAUACCUGCGAACGCUAGUUACGGCAAUUUACAUUCAUAAUUAUCCGCUACAAAUCGUAAAACAAUCGCACAUCAAAUAGCUCGGAACAGUGGCUAAUACUGCAAAAUGUGUUGAAGUCAAGUGUCAUUGUGUCAAGAUGUAAUGUGACACUGUAGAAAGUCUCGCUUCAUCAUCUCCACGUUUAUAGCCGUUUUAUUACAACUGUAGUUUUAUCUAUCUUCCAAAUUUGAAUCCACACAAAAAACAGGAUCCUCCAGAGUACAUAACAGCAUAACUGUAUUCAAAUGCAGGCUGGCUGUAUAAACUGUUCAAAGUCCAUGAUGUCCAUCUAAUUUGCAACAAAUUCAAAUAUUCAAUGCGACGUUUCAUAGCAUGUUGACAUUUGCGUUGUCUGAUAAACAAACUUGUCAGUUGCAUUGGCUGUGGCAUUGGUCAGUUGUCGCCAGUGCUUCCACAACCACGUCUUCAAAUGUCCUUUCAUGAUCAAUUUUAUAAUCUCAAAAUUUCUCUGCCACCGAAGACAAAAGAAAGAAAAUUCAGGCAAAUUUGAGUCAAUUUAUCACAACACAUGUUUUAAAAUUAAGUUGUACUGUAAGUACCAUCGAUGCAGCCCCGGCGCAAUGCUUGGCCCCAAGUAGGUCACAUCCAUUUGCGCUUUUGCAUAUAUUAAACAGCAAAGAAUCGACAGUAUUAAUCAAUAUAUAAAGCUCUCUGUUUUGACGCAGACGAGUCCACGCAUAAACUUCGAAAGUAUAAUUACAUUACCUGAAAUUUUAGACAAGCUUGCAAAAGGAAGUGGAAGCACUGAGGACAGUUCGUUAAUAUCCUUUAUAGCAAUGGCUAGUUCUAGUCAAAGUUCAAACUGUGGUUUCUAUAAUAUUCACGAAAAAGCAUGCGGAUUUUCCAGUUUAAGUAAAGCGAAAGAUAACGUAUUAUUGCAAGACUGCACAAGCGAUAUUUCAAAGCACUUGGCCAACUGUCACUUACCUAAGUCUUUACAAGAGUAUGAGGUUAUUCUAGCUCGUGCAGGGGUUUUUCGAUGGAGUAAAGAGUUCCUCGAAAACACUAUAAUUUGCCCUACUCACCGAGACGAAUUAGGAAAGUAUUGGCGGCCCUCCAAAUCUUGUCAGUACCCAAGUCACAAAGGAAAACCAAAACAACUGAAGGACACUCACGUCAUUAAUAUCAAGGUUGCCACAGAAAUUUUUGACUUGUUUGGAUGCACAGUUCCAAUCGGAUCACGUAAGUCAUUAUUCGUUUGCGCACCUUCAUACUAAAAUACGACUUUCUUUCUUAUUUUUGAGAGUUUGAUUUUGUUCACAGCAAUUUGCUCAACAUGCAGACGAAGUCAUGGGGAGUCAACAUGGAAAGCAGAAGAAGGUAGAAAUCAAAGAAGGGCAUAUGAAAGGUUCGUUUUAGCAGUCGGAUAAAUUAAUAUUUAGGUCAACCAAUUUCGCGCUGCGGAAACGUGCAUCAAGGUUCACCACAAGCAUCCUGUAGUGAAUGUCUCUCAAGCUUGAACCUCAGCUGGUAUAUAUGGGUACACUGUACAUUUGCCAUAUUGAAAAUUAUCUUUGUUUUUCUUGCAGAGCAACAAACAGUCCAGAUGCGCGGAAUCUUCCCGAUAUAUCAAAACUUAGUGUUUCAACAUAUUCUGAAAGUAGUGCAUGGACACCUGGUGCAUUUUUUAGACUUACCUUGAGCAGUGAUGAUUCACAUGAAGACCUUUCAGCCACUGGUGCACUAGAACCUUUCAAUGAAACAAUGGAAAAACUGGCUGAACAUACAUCUAGAGAAAUUACACCGUUGAAAUUUCAACUAACCAGUAUGUGGGACGAAGCAACACCCGAUGAAAAGCAAGCAUGCUUGGAGAAAGCCGAAGAGGCAUGUAGGGUUGUGUGUGAUAUAAUUGCUCCUGCGGACGGCUCAAGUCUUUAUGACUCACUUCUGAUUGAAUCAGACGGGGAACACAUCUCAGGUGACCUAGUUGCCUUAAUGACUGCAUUUGCAGAUGCUCCAACGCGUAAGCUGAAACUACAAAUACUAAGUAUAUAUGCAUACCGAUAUCCAGUAAACACACUGAUUAAACUUCACGAGCCAUACGGAGGAGUUUCAAAAUGGCAAAUCAAGCAAGCACGUGCCCAUGCAAAGUUGAAUGGACCAGGAUCAAUUCCGGAAAAGACUAUUUCCCACAGAGUGCGUAUCGAUCAGAGUAAACUUGACCAUUUCCUUUCUUUCAUUAACCGCCCAUAUUUCUAUCAGGAUGUUGCAUUUGGUAUGCGUACGAUGACAUUGAACAGCGGGGAGAAAAUCGAGAUGCCUAAUAUCAUCCGCACGGUCUCAAGAUCAACUAUAGUAGCACAGUACCAAAAAUAUUGUGAAGAAGAAAAGUUUGUACCGAUUAGUAGAUCGACAAUGUUUAGGAUCUUGGAGGUACGAGAAGCGUCGCAGCGUAAAUCACUAAGUGGGUUGGAUAAUACAGCGACUGAUGGAGCUAUGGGAUUUUCAACAUUGGAGAAUAUCGUUUCUGAGUUGGGUCAAUUUGGUGCUGACAAGAGAUCGGUUGAAGAUACGACGAAGAUCCUGCGUGAUAGUAAACAGCACCUUAAAGUCAAGUACCCCGUUGAUUGCACAGAAGAAAAUGGCAGUCUUUGCAAAGACCACUGCAGGAUGUAUGCUCUCAGUGAUCCCAAAGAUAAGGAACUACAACAAACUUGUCCUCAUGAGCAUUCAAUGAAAUGUGAAGAAUGUGAAAAUCUAAAAUUUGUCAUCAAAGAUAUUGAAGAAAAAGUCGAAAACCUGUGCCAACAUUCCAGCAUGACAGAAAGGCGGGAAGAUAUGCUCUACGACCUAAAACAGGCUGCAAAGGAUAUUUUUGACUGGAAGUCUCACAUAUUGCGCUCGACCAAUCAAGAGAAUGGGAAGCAGGACGCCCUUCGGCAACUCGAUGAGAAGACAGUUCUAGUGGUCAUGGACUGGGCCAUGAAGUUCCAGCCGAGAAAAUAUCGAGAGAAACAAUCUGAAUGGUUUGGGAAACGUGGGUUGUCGUGGCAUGUUAGCAGCGUUAUUUCAAAGCAUGAUGACACAUUGAGCGUGCAGUCUUUUGUUCACUUAAUUGACAAUAGUAACCAAGACUGGUUUUCAGUGGCGUCAAUUGUAGAAAAUCUUCUUCAGACAGUGAAACAGGAAAACCCGCAGAUAACUAAAGCAUUUUUAAGGUCGGAUGAAGCGGGCUGUUAUCACAACAAUAUGCUGAUUUUAGCGUGCAAUGAUCUUUCUCAGUCAAGUGGUGUACAGAUUGUAGGGUAUGAUUUCUCUGAGCCGCAAUGUGGAAAAGACAUUUGUGAUAGGAUUAUUUGUCCAAUGAAGUCAACUAUCAAUUCUUUCUGCAAUGAGGGACACAACAUUCUUUCUGCCGUUGACAUGCACACUGCGUUAAAAGAACGACCGGUAAAAGGAGUGACUGCCAGCGUUGGAGUGAUCGACGAAUCUAAAAAUACUUUCGACGUUCAAAAAAUGGACGGAUUCAGCAAAUUCCACGACUUUCGCUUUGAAAAAAAUAAGCUAAGAGUCUGGAGGGCUUACGGUAUCGGAAAGGGUAAAGUAGUUAAAACUAAAUCUCUGUACAAAAAUCGCCUGGUUCACCCUUCUUUACUGCACCUGUCAGAUGAGCAUGGAUUCUUUCCUUGCAAAAGUAGAACAAUGGACACAAAGGAAGAUGCAAAGAAGAAUGAAGAUCAAGAGAUUCAUGUAUUUGAUUGCAAUGAGCCAGGGUGCGAUAAGUCGUUUGACACAUUAUCUGAUCUGGAACUCCAUCUAG